AUGAAGCUCACCACAAUCCUCCUCCCCCUCAUCACCACGGCCACGGCCACAACCACCUGCUACUCGGGCGCGCCCACCAGCGAAGGCACCAACUGCCUGAGCAAGCUGGCGAUCAAGAACUUCUGGUCGCUGCAGUACUGCAAUUACCGGUGGAACGUCAACUACGGGGACUGGGACAAGUGGAUCAGCAACAACGCCAGCCACGUGGAGCGCGGCCGGGUGGCCAAGACGGGGGUGUUCGGGGGCAUGGAGGAGUGCCUGGAUGCGUUCAAGGAGGUCGUCGAGCCGUGCUACGACACCGCGCAGGGGGCGUACCUGACGACAGCGAAUGUGAGCCUGGAGGUGAAUUGGUGCCAGUGGUGA
Molecule: messenger RNA, 363 nt
Organism: Aspergillus brunneoviolaceus CBS 621.78
Lineage: Eukaryota; Fungi; Ascomycota; Eurotiomycetes; Eurotiales; Aspergillaceae
Exons: 1
Coding region: 1-363 (120 amino acids)
Source: RefSeq, a predicted model, not a curated record